Penicillium atrosanguineum is the source of this 2046-nucleotide messenger RNA. RefSeq names its product ASCC2 family CUE domain-containing protein. Gene Ontology annotation, molecular function: ubiquitin binding. NCBI's taxonomy places the organism in Eukaryota, Fungi, Ascomycota, Eurotiomycetes, Eurotiales, Aspergillaceae. The transcript has a single exon. The record is from RefSeq and is a predicted model, not a curated record. Bases 1 to 2046 code for a protein of 681 amino acids.
AUGGCGGAGUUUCCGCCUUUGGCCCCAGUGCCCUCCCCCGCAGUGCGGAAGACCAUUCCAUCUGAUGACUGGGAAGCCUGUCUCGAUGCAUGGAUGAUGCUGCUUGGUAUUCGCUUGAGUGCUUCUGAACAACAAUUCAAAGCUGUCGGUUCCGAGGACCUCCCAGUGGUCUCAUUUCUGGACUCAUUCUACCAACAUGCCGCAGCCGGGGACCCUGGUCUACAAGCUGGACCUAAAGCUCGACAAUUACGGAAACUCUGCUUUCUUGCUACAAGACGAUAUAUUAUAGGACUUUCCAGACCGCCAGAAGGACUUUUGAAUUGGCAGCUGCUGGGAAACCUAUGUUGCUGCUAUCCAUCGAGCAAUGCGUGGAAGACGUCAUUAUCAACUGCAUGGGAUAUGCACCAUGAACAGAUCACGUCAAGCUUAGAAAGAGCCAAGUCUAUGGUCACCAGCCAGUUAUUACUUGGUGGGAAGUCAGCAGACUCGAAAUUAAUAUUGGACAUUCGACGUCUCACGAUCCUGGCCUCGGUAUUGCCGCCUUCUGGCCAAAUUCUAAUGGCAGGAUCGGACUUCUUGGAUACCCUCGUUGAGGCCUACGAGGCGCAGCCCCGAGAAGAACUUCGGAAGAUGAUGGUUGCCAACGUUUAUGUUGGCCUGGUCUCAUUGUUGAAGGAGCCAUCAACCAACUUAUCUCUGCUUCUUGACCAACUGUUCGGCCUCAAAGCAGGCGCCGGAGUCGGCACACCCAGGAUGAAGAAGGAAGCCACCCUUUUGUCCGAUCUUGUGUGCAGCUCAGACCUCCUGCAACGCCUCGAGAAAUAUCUCACGAGCCACCCUCAAAAACGAGGAGAGGACCUUCUCGCCAGCUUGCGAGCUUAUCAAAUGGAAACGAAACCCCUUCACCACCGGUAUCAAAGACGAAGAAAGAUCGACAAGGGCAAAGGAGUCUCAACAGGCCCUCUUAUUCCCGACGAGCUUCACGCACACAAGAUGUCACUCGUCUCGCAAGUGCAAGAUCUCUUCCCAAAUCUCGGAUCCGCAUUCGUCGUGCGCCUCCUAGACGUCUACAACGACAAUCCGGAAACAAUCAUCUCUCACCUUCUAGACGACUCGCUCCCCCAAGAACUCCAAUCUCUCGACCGAUCCGAACAGCUCCCACCCCAAGCUGAACCAAGCCACCAUCUGGCCCCCCGAUCAACCCCACCAGUCUCACCCCAACUAGCUGGGGUCCCAGCCCGCCGAAACGUCUUUGACGAAGACGUGGACAUCGCCGAACUAAGCCGCACAGGCGACACAGAAGGCAAACUCCACUUCGGCCGUGCAGACGCAGACCUAACCGCCGACACUGUCCUAGCAGACCGCAGCCAACACGCCACCAACAAAGCCGCAAUCUUAUCCGCCCUGGCAAGCUUCGACUCAGAUGACGAUGAGCGCGAUGACACAUACGACGUCGCCGAUGUAGGCGGCACUGUCGAUGCCGUCACAGCAGGCACAGAUGCCGAAGCGGAUGCCGAAGCUCAGACCCGUCGCGCGGCUGAUCUGGAUAUGACUCUCUUCCGCGCGUACAAGGGCAAUGCGGCGCUAUUUGGUCGGGACUCGACGACGCGCCGCUCGCAGCCUCGUGCUACGCUGAAGCGGGAGACCAAUAUGACGGAUGAGGCUAUUGAGGGAUGGGCUGUUAUGUUGACGCGGGAUCCGAGGAGGCUUGUGAAGUUGGAGGACAGGUUGGCUGUUGAUGCGGGCGAUGCUGGUACUGGUGCGUUGAACCAGCCUUCGUUGCCUUCGACAUCGUACAGGAGGCCACAAGGCGAUGAUGAUUCUGGGGAUGAUGGGGAGACUGGACAUGGAGGUGGCCGUGGAAGAGGUGGUGGCCGGGGACGGGGUAGAGGUCGUGGUGGUCGGGGGCGAGGAGGUCGGCCUCAGGAGCCUGAUAGUGCGGCGGCGCAUCAGAGGAAGGAGCAGAAUAAGGCGAGUCGGGCGAAUCAUAAUCGGCGACAGCAGAGGGCGAAGAAGAUUGCGCGUGGAGGUGGUUUGCCUGGUUAA